GAGUGAGAGAGACAGAGAGCAAAAAAAGAGAAAGGGAAAGAACUGUUUGUUUGGAAGCUGUGUCUCCUUGUCUGUGCCUGCUGUGUCUCUGCAUUGAGGAACCAAACAGCCUCUGAGGAGUUUAUUACCCCUUCUACCUGGUUCACCUUGUUGGCUGUAAAAAGCUUGGAAUAAAACCUGUGUCACGGAAUUAAAAGAGAGAUUGCUAAAGAGCUAAACUGAGGAUGAUGGCAUUUUAGAUAAAGCAUGGCCCAAUAUGUCAGAAGAGCAGGACUACACUAUAUUCUUAAUUAGACUUCACUAGAUUCUUGUUCUUGAGUGAGAGAAGCUGAUAUCCAGAGUUAAGCAUCUAAGACACAGAACGGCUGCACUGCAGUUUCAGUGUUGCUCGUUUUGAGCACAGCGAGAGAGGGGGAGAGCGAGAGAGAGAGAGAGAGAGAGGAGACAGCAAGAGAAGGGAAGCGAUCACUACUGGCCUCCUUUGAAUUGAAAAAGAAGAAAAUCAGAAACUGCUUUCUUCCUCUACGUGGUACUGAAGGACCUCUCUGACUUCUUUAACAGAAAAGCAUGCAAGACAGAGUGCUGCUGGACCUUGCGGCCAUUCACAAAGUGUGAUACCUAUUACAAAGCUCCCCUUGAAGCUCAACUCAGUCAGGAAUUAACAGCAGUGGAGCCUGGUCAGGACCAACUAAGCCUGGAGUGCGAACAGGGCCUACGGCAGGUAGGAACAGACACCCUCCCCGGUACAAAGAAUAUUUCACUGACUUCAUCUGAUCAGUGGAACAGGAAUCCCACAGAGCACUGCUUCCAGUUCACCUUGACCCAAGUGCAUGAUUGAAGUGGAAAAAAGAUACCUGGAAGGACCAAUCAGUGCCAAGGAUCUCUGCUUCCUGCCACCAUCAGACUCCGGUAACAGGUAGGAUGGUGGCUGGGGAGGCUAGUGUGCACAGCUCCCUGGUGGCUUGCUGGCAGCCCAUUCUGCUCCUGAUGCUGGGUACUGUUCUGUCAGGCUCAGCCACAGGCUGCCCAGCUCGCUGUGACUGUAAUGCCCAGGAGCGAUCGGUGCUGUGCCAUCGCAAACGGCUGAUGACCAUACCUGAGGGCAUCCCAACUGAGACGCGCCUUCUGGACCUCAGCAAAAAUCGCAUCAAGACCAUUAACCCAGACGAGUUUGCACCCUUUCCCCAUCUGGAGGAACUGGAGCUCAACGAGAAUGUCAUCUCCACCAUCGAGCCUGGGGCCUUCAACAACCUCUACGGCUUGAGGACGUUAGGGCUGCGCAGCAACAAGCUGAAGCUCAUUCAACUGGGGGUUUUCACAGGGCUGAGCAACCUCACCCAACUGGACAUUAGCGAGAACAAAAUUGUCAUACUGCUGGACUAUAUGUUCCAGGACCUUUAUAAUCUUAAGGCUCUGGAGGUGGGGGACAAUGACCUAGUGUUCAUCUCCCACCGAGCCUUCAGUGGCCUCACCAGCCUGGAGCAGCUGUCCCUGGAGAAGUGCAACUUGACCUCUAUCCCCACGGAAGCACUCUCCCACCUCCAUGGCCUGAUCGUGCUCCGGCUGAGGCACCUCAAUAUUAACGUGGUCAGGGACUAUUCCUUCAAGCGGCUAUACAAGCUCAAGGUCCUCGAAAUCUCCCACUGGCCGUUCCUGGACACCAUGACCUCCAACUGCCUGUAUGGCCUCAACUUGACCUCCCUUACCAUUACGCAUUGUAACCUUACCACCAUCCCUUACGUGGCUAUCCGCCACUUGGUCUACCUGCGCUUCCUGAAUUUAUCCUUUAACCCAAUCCACACAGUGGAAGGAGACAUGCUCCACGAAUUGCUUAGGCUCCAGGAGUUUCACUUAGUGGGUGGUCAAUUGGCCACUAUAGAGCCUUACUCCUUCAAGGGGCUGAACUACCUACGGAUCCUCAAUGUCUCAGGCAAUUAUCUCUCCACGCUGGAGGAGUCUGCCUUCCAUUCAGUGGGCAACUUGGAGACCCUUAUCCUGGAUAACAAUCCUCUGGCUUGUGAUUGCCGUCUACUGUGGGUCUUCCGUCGCCGCUGGAGGCUCAAUUUCAACCGGCAGCAGCCUACCUGCUCCGCACCAGAGUUUGUCCAGGGCAAAGAGUUUAAGGACUUCCCAGACAUACUCCUGCCCAAUUAUUUCACCUGCCGUAAAUCCAGAAUCCGGGAACGGAAGCCCCAGCAGGUGUUUGUGGACGAGGGUCACACUGUUCACUUUGUGUGCCGGGCAGAUGGGGAUCCAGUACCCGUGAUAAGGUGGGUGUCCCCUCGCAAGCACCUAAUCUCAGCAAAGACCAACGGGCGUCUGACAGUGUUCCCCGAUGGCACACUAGAGGUGCGUUAUGCCCAGAUACAGGACAAUGGCACCUAUGCUUGCAUCGCCAGCAAUGCGGGAGGCAAUGACACUGUGGUUGCCCAUUUACAUGUCCGCAGUUACUCUCCAGAUUGGCCCCACCAGCCCAACAAGACCCUGGCCUUUAUCUCUAAUCAGCCCAAUGAGAAUGGCUCCAAUGAGACACGAGCCACUGUUCCCUUCCCGUUCGACAUCAAGACACUGAUAAUUGCGACCACCAUGGGCUUCAUUUCCUUCCUUGGGGUGGUGUUAUUCUGCCUGGUCCUCCUCUUCCUCUGGAGCAGGGGCAAGGGCAACACCAAGAACAACAUUGAAAUUGAGUAUGUGCCCCGCAAGUCUGACGCCGGCAUGAGCAGCAGCACAGCCGAUGCUCCUCGCAAGUUCAAUAUGAAGAUGAUAUGAUAGGCCAAAGGCAUGGAAGGAAGGAAUGGAAAAAUGUAAAACAACCCCUCCCUAACAGCCCGACUCCCAGGAUGUUAUUCUCAACAAAAAGAACGAUCCUAACUUCGAAGCUGGGAUGGCGAUGUUUGUUGUUGUUUUUUUUUUGUUUUGAUUUGUUCAUUCAAUCCUCCCUGGAUGUUUAAUCAAGACUUAUUACAGAUGGGCCACCUUGGACCACUUCUUUGAAACCGAACUUUGUGUACUGGAUUCAGACGUGGAUUUUUAUGGAAAAAAAAGGAAAUUAAAAAACAAUUAAAUGAACCGUUUUAAAGUUUCCUAUCAUUAGCCGGAAUGCGAGAGGCAGAUCUCUCCCUGCAGAGUCUUAUGCCUUUAUUUAUUUAUUCCAUUUUUUUAACUAAAAAAAGAUAAUUUGUUUUAUGGAAAUGAUAACUAGGUAGUAUCUUUGAAUAGGGGUUGGUGAACACAUAGCUUCAUUCUUGAAAGUUGAGUCUUUUCUACGUGAACAUUUGUUUUUAACAGAGAAAUAUCUUUUCACCUAUAUUUUCAUUGACAGAAAGAGUACUGUGCAGUAGUAGUGAUAUCACAAAGAUUUAUUGGGCUCCAACAAAGGCGGGGAGCCAGUAUCAACACUGUAAAAAUAGAUAUUAUAUACAGUAUAUAAAUAUCUCCCCCUUUCAACAUAGAACUGUUUUACAUAAUAUUUUAAGGUCUGCUUUUAAACAUUCUCUUAUUUUGUAGAGUUUGAAUUUAUUUAAAAAUGAGAAAUACUUCCAUCUCUAUAACAGUCAAAGACUGUUUCAUUAACUGCAAGCUUGAUUUAAUUAAUCAAAUAAGGUUGUUCACAAAAGAUUCCUUAAAACAGUUAGAGUAUUCAAGUUUUGGUGCGCAGAGCCCAAUAUUUCAUAUUACACACUGACAUAUAAUUUCAGGUGACCAGCAAUACCUCUAAUACAGUGACCAGUAGUCAGUUUGUGCAGUUUGCAAGACGAAGGGAGAGCUGGAGUCUUUAUUUUAAGCUCUGUUCAACAAAAGGUCAUGUGUUCACUUACCCACGGAGCAGUAUCAGAUUAAUACUACCUUUUGACCAGGAAUAUUUUCCAAAAAGUGUGACAGAAUAAAAAUGUCUUAACAAAACAUGUAUAGUAUUUCUGUUUGACCCCCAUCCAUGAAAAGAAAAUCUUACAUUUACUAGAAUUUGAGUCGUGUCCAUAUUAUUAUUUGUUUCUGAAAAUAAGGUUGCAAAAAUCUAAAGUGUUUUAAAAUGAUGUUUAUGUACCAACCGGAAUAAAGAGCACACCCACAGUGAGCCUGUAUAAUAUGAGUAGGGGGUCGUGGCAGGCUGUUAGCAUUUUUGGCCCAAGGUGGCUGAAGCAUAAAAGCCAUUAAACAGCUAGUUGCCAUAAUUUGGUAUACCAAAGGCUCACUUUGUCACAUGUGUAAUUUACUCUGGUUCUGCCUACUUUCCUGUGGGAAGCAGCUCCUACUAGACAUGCAAAAAUGAAGGAAUUGGAAACUUUUUUAUGUUAACCCAGGAUUACAAUGAACUUCUUUUAAUUAAAAAAAUAAUAAUUAAUGUGCUGUGCAAUAAAGGUAAUAUGCAGAUUUCUUUUUUUUUUUUUUUUAAAUCAACACAAUUUUCUUGGUGUUAAAUUGUUUGAUGAAAAUAUGGUAUGUUGUAUUAAACAUCUAUGGCGUUUUUUUUUUUAA
Messenger RNA from Acipenser ruthenus (sterlet), 4476 nucleotides. RefSeq names its product leucine-rich repeat and immunoglobulin-like domain-containing nogo receptor-interacting protein 1. Gene Ontology annotation, molecular function: protein binding. Gene Ontology annotation, cellular component: extracellular matrix. The transcript has 6 exons. The record is from RefSeq and is a predicted model, not a curated record. The coding region runs from base 922 to 2769 and encodes 615 amino acids. NCBI's taxonomy places the organism in Eukaryota, Metazoa, Chordata, Actinopteri, Acipenseriformes, Acipenseridae.